Messenger RNA from Stylophora pistillata, 3722 nucleotides. RefSeq names its product protein mono-ADP-ribosyltransferase PARP12. The record is from RefSeq and is a predicted model, not a curated record. Gene Ontology annotation, cellular component: nucleus. NCBI's taxonomy places the organism in Eukaryota, Metazoa, Cnidaria, Anthozoa, Scleractinia, Pocilloporidae. Gene Ontology annotation, molecular function: NAD+ poly-ADP-ribosyltransferase activity; zinc ion binding.
GGAUCUCUAUAUUUUGUGAACUUCCAAGAUAUGAGUGCUGUUCCAGUUUCAUUUCCAGGUGCCACAGCUAAGAUGUUGACAUUCAUGGUGAAAAUGCUAAGGACUACUGAGUCUGUGGUAAAGGUUCGAAGACUAUCCACCGUAUCAUCAGUGGUUGCUGCAGCAGGCCAUCUGUUCUGCACGAGAUGGGAGUGGUUCUGGAAGGAUGAGAAUAACAAGUGGCAGUCAUAUGAUACUCCUGGCGAUGGACAUGUUGUCAACACGACUAGCAGUGAGUGUCUUGAAAGAGACUAUCAGGCAGGCAAGGACACUCACCCUUUUGGUGCAUCUCAUCACCAAUAUACUUUGCACUUUAAAAGAUGGUGCCAGAAAAAUGACAAGUUUAAAACAGAAAGGCCCGUGAGAAGGAGGCCUGCAGAGUUUGUGUCCAAACAGAAUAUGACAGACAUUAUCGCUCAAAGGCGCAAAGCAGCUGGUAUGGCCCGACCAACAGGCGCAUCGUCCACAGAGACAAACGGAGUGCCAUCCCACUGGUCUUCUAUUCCUUUUGGCGAGGAGUACUCGUGUGAGAGUUUGUCAAGCAUCUCUGUCGAAUACAAGAAUACUGAGAAGAGAUUCCAAGAUUCAAUGGAUAAGAGCCACAAAAUUGUCUCCAUUCAGCGAGUGCAGAACCCAGAUCUGUGGAUUCAAUAUAAACAGAAAAAGGACCGCAUGGCCAAGAAAAGUGGUAAAGAACCCGAAGAACGCCAACUAUUCCAUGGAACAAACCCCACCACUGUCGAAGCAAUCUGCCAACAGGGAUUCGACUGGCGAAUGUGCGGAAAAAAUGCUACAUUUUAUGGCAAGGGAAGUUAUUUUGCUUCUAAUGCUAAUUAUUCUCACUGUUAUUCCAAGCACGGUGUCUCUCGCGGUAAUAAGCAAAUGUUCUUGGCUAAGGUUCUGGUGGGUUCCUUCACAAAUGGAGAGAAAUCUUUUACAAGGCCUCCUCCUAAAGAUUCAUCCAACCCCCAUGUGUUGUAUGACUCCUGUUGUAAUGACACAACGAACCCUGCAUUGUUUGUUGUGUUUGAAAAUGGGCAGUCUUACCCUGAGUUUUUGAUCACUUACACGUGAUCCGUUCACUCUUAGACUUACUGUCACCUAGCGAACUGUAACGUAACGAAACAUAACGUAACGAAACGUCACUUUCAGUAACUUUGUAUUUACCAGAAUGUAACGAACAACAACGAAACGAAACCUAACGAAACGACACUUAUUGUAGCCACCUAAUGGAUGGUAACGUAACCUGACGUAACAUGACGAACUGUCGAGUAACGCAACGUAACACAACGACGAUACUGCAAAGUAACGUAAGUGUCAAAGGUGUAUACCAACAUAGUUAUGGUUUCCCUUCCCGACCUAAGAUAGAUCGGCUAAAACUCAUUAUUUUCGUAGAAAGUUCUGACAGAUUUUGCAUUUAUCUUAAUGAUAAUUGUAAACAUCCAAAACAGAUUGACUCUGUAUCAUUGAAGAGGAUGCAUUCCUCUAAAUAAGAAGAAAUAAGAAUUUGGUAGUUUUUAGUUUUUGAUACGUGUGUAAGUAGUCCCUGUAGUUUUUUUAGAAAAUUCCAUCAAAGGUGAAAAAAAAAAUGGAUUUCAUUUUUAAUACGUUUACGGGUAGUCCGCACAAUUUCUUAAAAACGCUUUCAAAGGUGGAAAGAAAUAAAGAUAUAAACGAAAAAUGUACAAUAAAGAAAACAACAACAACAAAAGAAAACAAAAGAAAAACAUGAAGGAAGGAAACAAAUAAACGAACAAAACACAUUUUUAAUUUUUUUUUUCAGCAGUAGGGACAAAACUAGGACAAGUAUAUCAAUUUCAUUUGCAAGUACGGUGUACUUACUAUUUUGAAUUCGCUGGUAGCAAAGUACAAAGCUUGAUAGUGACGUUUGUAACGAAGCUAGUCCUCAAAAUCCGCAAAACUUGCAUGCCUUGCAGUAUACAAGGCGUAAAGUACGCUUUAUAAACAGGUAUCACCGAAGCACUUUGGGAUUAGCAACUGCCCUUUCCUGGUUUAUAGUAAGGGCUUAAAAGAAACAACUGAAGGAAAAAGAAACCAAGAGAGGGAGAAGAAGAGAGAGGAAAAAAAAAAAACAAAUGAGAAAUAAGAUUAAAACAAAAUGAAAAUCAUGUAACAAAAUCAAAGAUUUUGUGGGAUGCCAUCUUUGCCUUGUAAAAAUAAAUAAACAGUAGUUUUUAAAACGGCAGAGGGAGUAGGUAAUAGAAAUAACAAAUAAUGACUGGGACUUAGACCAAGUAUACUCCGUUUCACUUCUAGCCGUAUUGACAAAUUCAUUAAAGGUUAAAUAUGACGCCAGUGACUUUUUCUUUUUCUUUCCUUUUUUCAUUGUUCAAUUUUCUUUAUAGGAGUUUAGAUAGGAAAAUAGGAAUGUUAGUUUGAAAUGUCAGCCUUCUCUUCGCCCCUAUUACCCCUUGGGACAUUCCUGGGGGCGUCGGGACUAGGGGAACUCCCCUUACAAAAAUUGUGGUGACGGUAUUUUCAUCUAAAAUCUUUUAAAUUCUUUGGUGGAGAGAAACUGUAUCGUGUUGUUUGUUACCUUGGUUAUCAGUGAAACGGAUUUACUUUUGUAGCUGUAGCUAGAGAGACAUUUCGUCGGCAUUGUAAUUUUUCCGUGUGAUUACUAUUUUCACUGCUUGAACUGUAUCUUAGUGUAGAAGUCUGCUCUGUAAAUUUUCAUUUUUAGCACUUUGCCUAGUUCAAGAUCUUUCUCUGGCCUAUGAACGCAGACCUGUUUCCAUUUGUCGCUUGUUCAUCCUCCUCCUGGUGGAGAAUGGCGACAACCGGAAACACGUAAGCGUUCACGGGCUAUGCUCUCGCCAGACGACUACUGAAUAAGGGAAUAGCAUUUCUUACAGCGUAGAAGUAACAAAACUUGCUAAAUCUUAAGUGUUAAGGCCAAGGUACUCGAGAGGAUAUGUUGUAGGGAAAGGUUGCUGUGCGCAGAUUGUUACCCCGACUGUGUAUUGCUUGGAACUUCGUCUGUUGACUUCUCUGCUCUCGCUCAGUGACUUAAAGAGCGGGCGAUCGAAUGAACGGCGGGGUCGGGCAAGGAAAACUGCGUUUCUCUGGCAACCAUAGCCUGUUCCAGGCGUUCACAAGUGAAACGUAACGUGAUACCAAACGGCGCGAUAGUAGCGAAGAAGUGGAAAAGCAACACCCGCGGAGGUUUGAGUCGCGUAGUUCAUUAACCAACCCGACCCAAACCUCCUUCGUUUUUGCUCGUCCGCUAGUACCGUAUCGCGCCGUUAACUAUUUCGCUUCGUUUUUGUUAAACGCUUGGAACAAGCAUGAAACUGACAACUACCGUUUGUCGCUCGCUCGCUCACUCUUGCUCUCGUCUCUACUGACCCAGAGCCUGAAACAAUCCAAGGAUAAUUUUAGACACGCGAUACGACAUUUAAUGAAAAUCCUGGGUGCAUGAUUUUGUCUCCUCUCCCCCCCGCCCCCUCUUCCAAUUUAAAUCGAUUGAAAAGCAAGCAAUAUAAGCAUAUUUUAAUCCAUGAGAAUUGUUUCACACAAACGACAAUUCCAAUCCGGGAGUCUUAUCAGAAGUUGCAAGGAGAUUGAGCAUCCAACACUCCUAAAACAUGUCUUCCGCAUUUGCGUAGGCCUCAACUGAUCGCUUGUAAAAUUGAAGUGAAUAAAGUCAACGUUAAAGGAAA